GCCGAUGAGUAGGGUUGGAGAUUGUAACUGAUGCUGGUAAUAAUUUCAUACCGUUUUUUCCCACGACGUCAACUGACACCGGUCAUAUUCGACGGGUGUUGUGUAUUUGUAAAUCCAUCUAUUUUAUUCUGCGUGAAUUUACGAACGCACCCAAAAUUAGUUGGCUGUCUGGAACGCAGCCACAACGCCCAAAAAAGAGCGAGCCAAAUUCUUUUAUCCGCCUCUGUGAGCUAGCAAGUGGCUAAAUAUCAAGCUAGACAGGAUGAGGGGGUUACCUUUAUUUCUGGCUUUCCUUGUACUUCUGAAAAUCGAAUUAAUCUUUGGAGUAUGGAGAUACAAUAAUAUUUUGGAGGAUGAAAACUUAUUUACACUACAAAAUGCGGUUUUCCUCAAGUAUGAUGGAUCUGACUUUGUUGAAUGGGAGUAUCCAGAGUGUUGUAAUGUCAACAACAAAAGCUCCCCAAAUGCCAUCAUGAAAUGCACUUCUCCUGGUUUCCAAAUGGUAAAGCCAUUGGUGUCUUCACCAGAGGAAGAAGAGGCACGAUAUCUUUUCAUCAGCGAUUCAUUUUUCAGUUUUAUCUGGUAUGCUGUAGUGCCUAUUGACAGAGGUUCAGCAGAAACAAGCUCCAAGAAAGUGAGAAUGUGGAUCAUUGAUCCAGAGCAAGCAGACUCUGCUGAAAUUAACAACACUGCACUUGUACCCUCAACGCAAUCAAGAUAUAUCACUAAGCACUUCUACAAUAACGGACAGUACCCAGUGAUCAAGUUAAAAUCUAAGCAGACACACCUGGGGCAUUUCCAGAAAGAUGGGUACUGGGAAGCAGUCAUCCCUGGUGAUGAAAGAUUCAACGAUUUUCACAUUUAUGGUCAGCCAAUCAGUUUCCAACAUCGCUUUGUCAUAGACGGUCAGCACACAUUCUACUGGCCAGAACCCGCAGAGCCCAAUGGGGAGAGGGAGGUGUCUUUGCGUCUGGCCCCAGGAAGCCCUUUAUCCGUGGUGUGGGGCACCUGUGAGCUCUACCGCGGCCUGCUCCUCUCCGACACAGGCACCCUCAUAACCAAGAAUGCUUUCCUCACCUCUGAGGAGCUGAAGGUGGACCCAGGAACGUUGCCUGUCCCUCCCGGGGGAUAUUUCACUGUGGACCAAGCUGCUCUUCUUGAGGACGGCAUCAUAUUUAGAAUAGAUGGCGCCCUCUACUGGAGGGACAACCAGGAUCGUGUGCUGACAGAACAUCCUCAACUUCCCACGAGUGGAGUGAUGGGCCUCUAUCAAAGAACGUGCUGCGCUAGUAACUACCCUGUUCAGGAUGUGGAACUGAGCUCUUUAAUUGUGUGGAAAGACAAUUUGUUGCUUGUGGGCCCAAAGAAAUUUAAAAACCCGGGUAGGGAGAAUUUCCUAAAAAUUGUGUUGAAGGUUCCUCCAAGAGUCACCUAUUUAACAGCAUCAUUCGGUUCCCACCCGGCCUCCCUGGCCACUCUGGUGAUGUACUCCGUCCCAGGCGCUAUCUCACGCAACUUCCUCACCAGUUACAACGAACUGGUCCCUAGUUGGAUAACCAGCACAUUCAUGACCAAGUUUAAGCUGAAGGACAUCCCUAAAGGUCCAUUUGAAAUGCGCUUCCUGGAAUCAGCCGAUGCAUCCCUGCUGCUGUGGAACAAAGACACCAUCCUCUAUAGCUUUCACAAUGACAACGAGUGGGGUGAGAUCAGACCCUUCAACGCAUCACAUCUCAGUGCUGCAGCCUUUGGCAGUAAGAUUCACCAAGUGGCCUUGGAUCACUCCUGGAACAUGCUGGUGAAGAUGGAGAACAAUAUCCUGUUCUACUGUAAAGUGGGCAUGCACGAGGUGGUGCGCUUGCACAAGUGGAUGGAGCCGGACAGUCGCAUGGUCCUCUACCUCAACCAGAAAGAGCAGAUCAACAUGCUCACCCUGACACCUGAGGGGCUGCACGUCCAGAAGUACCCCAUGUUGAUGGAGACUAAGAGCGCCAUGAAGGGCAGCUACCAUGACUGUCCCUUCAUCUCCUUUGAGCACAGUAUGAACACCAUUUCCUAUAACAUGGAUAAGGGAGACCAGAUGGUUCUGUGGGCUCAGAUAGUCUACCCAGAGGGAAAAGGUGUGCACGUGAAGUUCCUCAGCAACAAUGCGGACCUGCUUCAUAUUGAGCAGAAGUCUCACUUUGAGGGUGUGAACAGUGUGGACACAGUGAACACGACAUUUAUAAUCAGCCAGAAAGUGGAUUACAGUGAUGCAACGAGUUAUACACAUUUGACGAAAGAAACAAGUGGCAUUGUUACCCUGGAACUAGUACCCAACCAGAUUGGCAACACUUGUAAUUUGCCAAUGAGUCGGAUAUCCCAUUUUAAUGUUGGCUGCCCACCAAACAGACAUAUCCGUGUUGCUAGGCCUUGGGGAAUGCCUUGUGAGAUGCACAGCCUCACCAACUACACCAUUUUAAGGUCUGUACUCAGAGAUCCACAACAAGGCGAUAUAGUUGUGCAUUACGACUGGGAGAAAUUUGGAUGUCUACUCAAAACGCACUAUAAAAAUCCAUUUCUCCCAAGCAUUGACCUGUAUGAUGGAGACAACUAUGUUAGGAACGUCGACGCCAACUUCAUAGUAUGGGACAGAUUUGGUCGGAAGGACUAUUCGUUUAAUGCAACCAUGCGCCAGGUUGCCUGUCUCCAUGAAUCUCAGACCUGGUUUUCCAUGCUGACUGGGGGGAAAAGCCUGGAGGAGGCCUGGGGUCCGGAGAACUACAGGACUUGUUUUAAGGUCAGCCCUGGCAAGUUGGAGAACCUGGACCAGCCUUAUGAAAUAAUGAACAGAAGCUCCAAAAACUUUCUGACGUUUUCCCAGGUGGACAGUGCUACCUAUGUGUUUAAUGUCAAGAUACUGGACCCCAAUUACAGCUUCUGUGACCUUCAUGCUGUGUUUGCAGUCCAGACCUAUGGCAUUACAAUUCCGAAGUAUCAGCAUCUAACUACAUAUGUGGCCAUUGUUUUUACAAUUUUCUCACUCUGCAUACUGGGCUACAGUUACUGUCGAUAUGUGACUAUUUUCAGGAAUCUGCUGGCAACCAAAAGGCAUAAAUAUGAAUAGGUAAUUAAAAUACUUUCACUAAAAGUGGUUUUAUUUAAAUCUUACUGUUUGUAAUUAUAUGUUUAACGUCAGUUAUGCAUCUUUCAGUCAUGUAUUUUAUAGAUUGUUACUGUCUCCAACAUGUCUUUGCAGUUAAUGGAAUUGAAAUAAGAUGUUUAAGAACCAAUCCCAAAAGUAAUGUUUAACUUUGAACUUUUUGUCUUGAUUUCUUGGUGCUCUUUCAAAAACUGUAAUAAACCAAGGAGAAU
Salmo salar (Atlantic salmon) is the source of this 3351-nucleotide messenger RNA. The record is from RefSeq and is a predicted model, not a curated record. NCBI's taxonomy places the organism in Eukaryota, Metazoa, Chordata, Actinopteri, Salmoniformes, Salmonidae.